Trichogramma pretiosum is the source of this 1612-nucleotide messenger RNA. It is a transcript of the gene Y-f, whose product is annotated as protein yellow-like. Gene Ontology annotation, cellular component: extracellular region. The transcript has 6 exons. The record is from RefSeq and is a predicted model, not a curated record. Bases 168 to 1367 code for a protein of 399 amino acids. NCBI's taxonomy places the organism in Eukaryota, Metazoa, Arthropoda, Insecta, Hymenoptera, Trichogrammatidae.
ACUUCACGUGUAGCCGGCACAAGAGACACAGUAGGCGCUAUAUAAAGUCGAGCUCCAGUCAAGUGUAGCCUUCAUUCGGCGCUAUACCGUUCGCCGGGAGACUCAGACACACAACGUUGUUUCUACUUCACGCAUACAGUACCCACUUAUACGCACACAUAUUCGAUAUGCGGUGGAUAAUGCUCGUUUUGGCCCUGGUGGCAGCCGUUAGCUGUCACCCGCCCGAAGUACAGUACUCCUGGGACAAGAUCGAUUAUAACUUCCCGAAUGAAUCAAUGAGACAGGCCUACACGAGCCGCGGCGAUUUCAUCCCAGCCAACAACUUGCCGGUCGGCGUUGCUACAUGGAAGGACAAAAUGUUUGUCACGGUGGCCAGAUGGAAAAAAGGAGUAGCCUCCAAUUUGAACGUCAUCGACAUGUCAAAAACCACUGAUAAAUCGCCGCAGCUCACGCCUUAUCCAAGUUGGGAAGCCAACGAUUUACACUCGACCGAGAAUGACGCAAUCGUUAGUAUUUUCCGCAUACGAGUCGACGCCUGCGAUCGCCUUUGGGGAGUCGACACCGGCAUCGAAGAUAUUCUGGGAGAUACCAAAGUCGUCAGACCGCCGAGGCUCAUUGUCAUCGAUCUCAACACGGACAAAAUACUGCUCACCUACACGCUGAAAGAUUCGGAUCAGAAAGCCGAGUCGUUCUUCGCCGACCUCGCCGUCGACGCGGACAAGGAUUCCUGCGAUGACGCCUACGCUUACUUAUCUGAUCUCGGUGGUUACGGCCUCGUUGUUUACAGCCUGGCGCAAAAUAAUUCCUGGCGUUUCCAUCACAAUUACUUCCACUUCGAUCCCUUGAACGGUGACUACAACGUCAGCGGCAUAAACUUCCACUGGACAGAUGGCCUGUUCGGCAUGGCCGUGUCGCCCAAGCGCGAGGACGGCAGCAAGACCCUGUACUUCCACGCCUUCUCGGCGAUCCGCGAAUUCUCCGUGCCCACUCACGUGCUGAAAAACGAGAGCCUCGCCGCGGCGGAAAAUUACAAUCUAUUCAAGCUCGAGGGUGUCAAGGGUGAUCUCACCCAGGGCACGUCCUCCGCCAUGGAUCUCAAGAACGGCAUCAUUUAUUUCGCCCAGAUCAACCGUCACGGCAUCGCCUGCUGGAACAUCAACAAGCCGCUCAGUCCGGAGACAUUCAGUCUAAUUUAUCAGAAUGCAGAAACGAUGGCUUUCCCGAAUGACAUAGCCGUGGAUCUGUCGAGCAGAAAAUUAUACGUUAUGGUGAGCAACGUGCCGAAAUUAAUGUACAACGAACUAGGUGACGAUAAUAAGUACACCGUGUUCACUCAGAGCCUCGAUGUGCUCGCUCAUCACUGCUAAUAUAAAAUAUUGCACAAUGGAGUGUUCCUGUGAUUUUUUUUCACUAUUAUGAAUCACCGAUUGGAUUCGCUAUGAACUACUUUUUCUUUCGAUUAUUUUGAUUAGUUUUAUAUAGUAAAGCAUUUGAUGCACAACGAAAAUUUACUCAACUACAUAUUAUAUGAUAAUUUAAUUUUUAAAAAUGUGAUAAGGCUUUUAUACGUUAUAAAGAUAUAGUAAAAUAAAAUUUUGCUAUAAACCAUGAA